AUGGGAGUGAGUCUUUUUCCCGUGCCAGCGGCAUUGGGCCUGCUCUGCUGGGAUUCAAAGCCUCCUGUCUCUUGGCAGGAACAUGUCCAGCACAGGCAGGAAGUCCACGUGGUGCUGGGGAAUGAAGCCUGCGAUCUGGACUCCAUGGUGUCGGCGCUUGCCCUGGCUUAUUACUUGGCAAAGACCUCUCUGGAGUCCAAGGCGGCAUUUGUCCCCGUGCUGAACAUCCCCCGCUCGGAGUUCCCCUUGCGCACAGAGAGCGCCUUCCUCCUGCAGGAGCAGCAGAUCCCCGACAGCUGCCUGAUCUUCCGGGAUGAGAUUGACCUGCAUGCGCUGCACCGGACUGGCCUCCUCUCCUUGACGCUGGUCGACCAUCACAUCCUGCCGAGCGGAGACGCAGCCCUGGAGGAGGCCGUGAUCGAGGUGAUCGACCAUCGGCCCCUGGAGAGGGCGCCUCGGUGCAGGGUCACCGCGGAGCUGGUGGGCUCCUGUGCCACGCUGGUGACGGAGAGGAUCGUGCAGGGCCCAGCGGAGCUGUUGGACAGACAGACGGCCGCCCUGCUGCGUGGUACGAUAAUUCUGGAUUGUGUCAAUAUGACUCCAGAAGCUGGGAAAGUGACUCCCAAAGACACUCAGUACGUGGCCCUGUUGGAAUCCAAGUUCCCAGACCUCCCGGCGAGGAGCGUCCUGUUUGAGGCUCUGCAGACAGCCAAGUUCGAUGUGUCAGGGCUCACUACAGACCAGAUGCUGCGGAAGGACCUUAAGGUGCUGUCGAGCGACGGGCUCGUUCUUGCCAUCAGUGCUGUGUACGUGACGCUGGAGGCCUUCCUGCAGCGGCCUGGCUUGCAGCAGGACCUGUGCGCCUUCUGCCAGCGGCACGGCUACGGCGGGUUGGUAGCCAUGACGAUCUCCUUCAACGAGCGGAACGAGCCAUUCCGGCAGCUCGCGGUGUACAGCCAGCACGUGGCGGUGCGGACAGCGGUGUGUGGCGUUCUGGAGCACUCUAACAACCCGCCCCUGGACCUCUCCCCUCUGGGGAACCUCUACCCCAACAUCUGUGCCUACCACCAAGGCAACACAGUCGCAUCGCGUAAGAAAGUCCUCCCGAUCCUUAAAGACUUCCUAAGGGAGCGGGGCAUAACGGCUGGCCCCAUGCAUCCCACGGACAAGGAUUCCUGUGGCACGACGAGACCCGAGCCGAAAGACUCCUCUGCCGGUUGCGGCGAAAGCGACGAGAACCCGGAGGACUCGGAUGUGGCUGGCGAAGCGGGUGCCCCGGAGUACGAGCCAAGGGGCAGGAGAGAUCCUGCCAGGUGCCCGAGGCUUGGGGAUGCCCUGCUGGAGGACGAUGCCCCGUUGCCUCCCACCCCCAUGAACAGCCUGGUGGAUGAGUGCCCUCUGGACAGGGGGCUGCCCAAGCUGUCGGCGGAGGCGAUCUUCGAGAAGUUCAGCCACAUCACGGUGGUGCGCCCCUCCGCCAGCAGCAGCCCCGAGAAGAAGUGA
Molecule: messenger RNA, 1503 nt
Organism: Emys orbicularis (European pond turtle)
Lineage: Eukaryota; Metazoa; Chordata; Testudines; Emydidae
Gene: PRUNE1
Product: prune exopolyphosphatase 1
Exons: 7
Coding region: 1-1503 (500 amino acids)
Cellular component (GO): cytoplasm
Molecular function (GO): exopolyphosphatase activity
Source: RefSeq, a predicted model, not a curated record